Molecule: messenger RNA, 1896 nt
Organism: Maudiozyma saulgeensis
Lineage: Eukaryota; Fungi; Ascomycota; Saccharomycetes; Saccharomycetales; Saccharomycetaceae
Source: the annotation of a GenBank genome assembly
AUGUUAGCUGACGAAAGUAUAAUAGAUCGAGACGUAUGUGCAGAGUUAGUCGCAUUCAUCAUCGAGAAUCAUCGAGACAUACAGGAAGAACCUAUUAGCGGACAUAUACGAGAUUUAUUUGCAGUGUUUUACGAUGCUCAUGGUAUAGUUGGAACUUACAAAUAUGAUCAAUUCUAUAAUUUGUUAACCUAUAUCAGUGAUUUGGCUCCAGGUUGUUUGACAUUUGAAAAUGAUAUUAUUAAGGGCCAAACAAUUACUGAUAUAAACACAUACAUCCUAAAACUGUUAUACAAACAGAUAGGUAAAAAUUCACAAAAUUUUACAACAAUAUCUCAUAUUUCAUCGAAGAACAGUACCAAUGUUCGAGAAUCUGAUGAUAUUGAUGGUUCAACGAUAGUUAAUGAAGAUAUAUCAUAUAUGGAGAAAAAUGGGGAUGAUGAUUUAGAGAAUCUGAGUUAUGGAAAUGAUCCCAAUGAUCCAAAGGAUGAUUUAUCGAGAUUAUAUUCUUUAAUAAAUUUUGAAGCAGCGGAGAAAACUCUUACUUAUGAAAAUGCUCAAUUACCCAGAUAUUUGAUGAAAAGAUUAAAUGAAAUUUUGGAUACUGUACCAAUGUCCUUUCAAUUGGGUAAAGAAAGAGCUCGAUUAACUGAAACGGUGAUUCCAUAUAUUCCAGUUUGUCAAUCCCCAGAACAUUCCAUGAUAUUAGCUCAGGUAGCAUAUAUCUCCAAUAACAAAAUAACAUCCUUACAAUGGUCAAAAUUGCCAACAUUAGAAAAAGAUUCACCUGAAUUAAUACAAUGUUUAAAAUCACAUAUGCAUUAUGUUCCUAAUAUUAAACCUCAAACAGAUUUAUCAUUAGGUGAUUGCUCAUAUUUAGAUACAUGUCAUAAAUUGAAUUCGUGUCGCUAUUUACAUUAUUUGCAAUAUGUUCCAGAGUCCUUAAUCACACAAGUUAUUAAGGACACAGAACGUAUCAACGAAACACAAUCCAGGCAUAUACCAUUGUAUACACAUGGGUCGUGUUCUUCAGUUGCGGUGAAAGAGAUAUUACCUCCACAAUGGAUUAGAUGUGAUGUAAGGAAAUUUGAUUUUAGUAUUCUUGGUAAAUUUUCAGUUGUUGUAGCAGAUCCUGCGUGGAAUAUUCAUAUGAAUUUACCUUAUGGAACUUGUAAUGAUAUUGAAUUGUUAGAAUUACCAUUAGAUGAAUUACAAGAUGAAGGUGUACUAUUUCUAUGGGUUACUGGUAGAGCCAUUGAAUUAGGUAAAGAGUCCCUAGCUAAAUGGGGUUAUAAAGUAAUUAAUGAAAUUUCAUGGAUAAAGACAAAUCAAUUGGGACGUACGAUUGUGACAGGUAGAACAGGACAUUGGUUAAAUCAUUCGAAGGAGCAUUUAUUAGUUGGAAUGAAAGGUAAUCCACAAUGGAUUAAUAAACAUAUUGAUAUGGAUAUUAUUGUAUCAACCACUAGAGAGACAAGUAGGAAACCUGAUGAAUUAUAUGGUAUGAUUGAAAGAAUGGUUGGUAAACAUGCACGUAAAUUAGAAAUUUUUGGCAGGGAUCAUAAUAUUCGUGCUGGUUGGUUUACUAUUGGUAAUCAAUUAACAGGAUCAUGCAUUUAUGAGCCCGAUAUUAAAGCCAAAUUUGAAAGUUCAACACAAUUUAAAAAUUCAAAUAAUCAACAGAAUAAUCAAAAUUAUAGUAGAAAUACAGAUAAUCAUAGUAAUGGUAAGAAUAAUAACAACCAUUAUACGAACAACAAUCACAGAACUAAUAGUAGCAGCAAUAAUAACAGUAAGCGUGGCAAAUCAGAUUUUAAGAGAUCAAACAAUAAUUAUUCUGGAAAUAAACAAAGUUCAUCUAAUAGAGUUAAACAUGAUAACAGAGGAGUAAAUACAUAA